This is a messenger RNA of Amborella trichopoda, 1156 nucleotides long. RefSeq names its product RNA-binding (RRM/RBD/RNP motifs) family protein. Gene Ontology annotation, molecular function: RNA binding. Lineage: Eukaryota; Viridiplantae; Streptophyta; Magnoliopsida; Amborellales; Amborellaceae. The record is from RefSeq and is a predicted model, not a curated record.
CCCUGUCGUCCGUCGUAUUUAUGCGAGCGCGAUCAGACCCCAAACCCUAGUUUUCUAAACCCUCUUCUUUCUCAUUUAUUUGUGAAAAAAUGGCGGACUCUCCUCGUAGAAGGUACUCGCGGUCCCCUUCACCUGUGAGAGCACGUUCUAGGUCCAUGUCCAGAUCCAGGUCAAGAUCGAGAUCGAUAACCAGAUCAGGAAGUCUUGACAGGCACAAGGGUAGUAAGAAUGAUGCUGUAAACCCUGGCAACACUCUUUAUGUUACUGGACUAUCUACUAGGGUUACAGAAAGGGACGUUGAGGAGCACUUCUCCCGGGAGGGAAAGGUCGCCAGCUGCCGCCUAGUUGUGGAGCCUCGUACACGCAUCUCUCGAGGCUUUGCUUUUGUGACCAUGGAUACUCUUGAGGAUGCAGACCGAUGCAUCAAGUAUCUGAACCAGUCGAUAUUAGAGGGGCGAUACAUCACGGUGGAAAAGUCUAGGAGGCGGCGCCCUCGGACCCCAACACCUGGGAACUACCUUGGAGUGAAAAGCAAUAGAGACUCUGGACGUGAGCGCGGUAGGUAUCGUGGUGGAUAUGGCCGUGAAGACUAUGGUGGGUAUCGACGUUCUCCAAGGCGAUCACCCUAUCGUGGCGGUCGUGAUUAUUCUCCACGCAGGUCUCCUUAUGGAGGUGGCCGCUCUCGAAGGGAACGUUCUAGAUCUCUGCCUUACUCCCCGCCUUAUGAUAGUCCAGACCGUGGCCAUGGUCGACGUCCUAGUGCCUAUGCUAGGUGACAUUUUUAAGAUGGGGCCGAGUUUCUGGAUUGGGUUUUUAUUACUGUUAAUUUGUCACGGAGUAUAUUUGUGCAUGUACUAGUGCCUUGGAUUGAUCUUAUUGCCCUUGUUUCUCUCCCCUUUGUGCUUGUAUAUCACUUUGAGUGUUUGUAGGCUGGGUUAUGAUGUAUGAGCUUUAAACUUCAGUUUAGGAGUUUGGGAAGACGAGGGAAGUAUAACGUUUCAGUAAGAGCCUUUCCGUGGAAGUUUUGUAUGUUGUCAUUUCCGAUAUUUUUCUAUUGUGUAAUUGAACAAGGGAAAGAGGAAAAGCCAGGGUAAACACAACUCAAAUGUCUUUCAAGAAUAUUUUCUGGAACAGUGAUGGCAAAUGCGUUCGAUCU